Gavialis gangeticus (Gharial) is the source of this 4484-nucleotide messenger RNA. RefSeq names its product KAT8 regulatory NSL complex subunit 1 like (gene KANSL1L). Lineage: Eukaryota; Metazoa; Chordata; Crocodylia; Gavialidae. Bases 61 to 3078 code for a protein of 1005 amino acids. The record is from RefSeq and is a predicted model, not a curated record. Gene Ontology annotation, molecular function: histone acetyltransferase binding. Gene Ontology annotation, cellular component: NSL complex. The transcript is spliced from 14 exons.
GACAAUUUACAUGGACCAUGUUAUUUUCAGGUUUGCUGUAAACUACCUUCGGUAGCUAUAAUGACACCAGCCCUCAGAGAGGCAGCAACAAAAAGUCAUGGUAUCCACUUGUCACCUUCUUUGUCCUCUAGAGCUAUGGAGUCUGAUACAGCUUUGUGCAUGGAAAAUCCCAGAGCAGUGGAAGAGAAGCUAAAAGAGGAUUCAGUCACACAGAUUACGUGCUCAGUCUUAGGGUUUCCCACCACUGAACCCAACUACAAUAAUGACAUCUUCAGUGUAAAGCAUUUUGGUUCUCCACAGUCUUCCAAACAUUAUCAGUCUGUCUUGCUAAUGAGCGCAAAUUCUGCAUUAAACAGCAUAAAUGGUAAGCAGUGGAAAUUGGGAGAACACACUUGCUCCAAGGUGAAAAAUCCAUUACAUAACAGUGUUGCCACAACGUGCAGCCAGAUUAGUAAUUCAGAAGCAGAAGAACAGGUGAAAGGGGAAACUUUUUCAGAGACCGUGACCCAGAGUUUUGAAAAAAUACAGAGACUGUUGGAUUCGAAUGUAACUGAAUCUGGUAACACAGAAGAAAUGCAGUUUCCAAACGGGAAAUGGUUCUGGAAGAAUGGUUUUUUGGGUAAAGCUUUAGCAAUACACACAGAGACAGAAAAAGGGCCUGAAGUGCACCAAGUUCUGCAUAAUCCUUUGGAAGCAGUUUUGGGCUGCUCUGCCACUGGUAAAGAAGAGGAGUUGAAUGCUCGUUUCCAUCAGUGUGUGAGUAAGCAGCAAGUUCUGUUCAGCCGGACCAAAAGAACUCAGAAACGGUUACAAAUGCUCCUGGCAAAACAUGUUGUCAAACACUGUGACCAGCAGCUGAAAUGCUUGGUGCAACUUCAGCUACAAAAAGUAAAGUUUUUUAAUGACUCAGCCAAAUUAAUGGAUGGUAUUUCCCUUGGAUGCACUGAAAAUAAGACACAAAACAGUACAGCUAACUUGGAGAAUAAUUCAAGUAACAACACACACAAUGGAUUUUGCGUUGGACCUGGUGAAGUCCGGGGGGUUGCACGCUCUACGUCAGGGCUGCUGUCUCGUGUGGAGAAAGAUCUGGAUUCUGAUGCAACUUGCAGCAGCAGCUCAGAUGAAGAUUGUGAUGAACAGACUGUCAAGAAGACGAUGGAAGCCAACUGUAGUUCUGAAUGGAAGUGGCUUGCAGACAGAGCUAGAGUUGGCUGCCGCUGGACUUGGCUUCAAGCCCAGAUUUCAGAGCUAGAAUACAAAAUCCAACAACUCACUGACCUUCACAGGCAGAUACGUGCCACCAAGGGGAUGGUGAUCUUAGAAGAAUGCCUGCAUCCAAAAGGCAUUUUGAAGAGGCAAACACAAUUGACAGACCAAGAAGCUUUAUUAAACACUGCAGGGAAUUCUCAAGCUGCUCUUAAGAGACAGGAUUCUUUGCCGGAACACGAUUUUGAAAUGUCACCCAGCAGUCCUACUCUGCUUUUACGAAACAUAGAAAAACAGAGUGCUCAGCUGAGUGAAAUCAUCAGUAGUCUAAUUGCGCCGCUCAAUCUAUCUCCCACAUCUUCGCCUCUGUCUUCGAAAUCUGGUAAACACAAACAGCUGGUCAAUGGCAUUUCUUUCAGAGCUUCAGACAACAGGGAGGAAAUAUCCUCUAGUGCCUGGAUACUUGAUCAGCAACACAUUAAAAAAAGAAGAAAAGAAAGGACAAGGCUGAGAUCUCCAUCUGUAACUAUUGCAAGCAUGUGUGCCCGAACAAGGCCACUUCAGAGAUUCCAGAAGAGGAAAUUAUACAGAAUGAACAAAGGUUGUUGUUGGAAUUCACAGGCUUUGCUGUCAAAAGAUGCCUCAUUUCUAUAUAAUACACAGCUACCUUGCAUGGCACCAGCCUCUACCUGGAGCAGUUAUGAGCAGAGUAUGAAAUCCAGAAUACUAAAACAUAUGCCAGAACUGGACUCUUCUUUCCAUCCUGUGUUAUCAUUCCCCUCAGAUAUCCCUCUUCAUAUGUAUUUUGAAACAUUGUUAAAAAAGGACGAGAUCAGAGCAGAUCCAGUAGACACUUCAGCAUUAGGGGUGGAAUUUCAAACAUCUCCUUCUAGUGACUGUAAUCAACGGAAUGCUUCUCUGAGACAAUGGAGCAGUGGAUAUUUACCAAAUUCUAAACCUCAAGCAGUAUUGGGAACAUCUGACCAGGUGUCAGAUGGAAGGAAAAAAAGGCAUCUAAGUGAGACAGCAAUAGGAGAAAGUAACAGUAGGUUUGAAGCAUUUUCCUUUCAGCAUACAGGACCAGAAUCCCUUAACAGUUUUACUGCAGUGUCCAAUGUCAAUGUGCUAUCUAGAUCCACUCCAUCACAGCACAAUGCGAGACGGAGAUUGAGAAGUGAGAGCUCGUAUGAUAUAGACAACAUUGUUAUUCCUAUGUCACUGGUCGCACCUUCUAAAUUGGAGAAGCUGCAGUACAAAGAAAUCCUUACUCCAAGUUGGAGAGUUGUUGACCUUCAACCUUUGGAACAGCCUCCCAUAUGUAAAGAAGAGAUGGAAGACCUCUCAGAUGAAGCUUUUACUUCACGUCACGCACAAUAUGAAGAGAGAGAGAAAACAAGAUGGUCAUUGUGGGAGCAGAGCCGCUGGCCUAGACGGAAUAGCAGAUCUUACAGCAAAAAUGCUGAUGGACGUCAUGGACAAGAUCCAAUACAGAAAGAAAACCAUGGCAACUCCUGUGCUUCUCUGCACUAUUUUGCUGAAGCUACCCCUGAGCUUAUAUCAGAAACUCGCAGUUCUGUGUGCUUAGCGCUCCCACAAACUUCAACAGAAAACCAAGAAGCAAAGUCUGAGCUGUGGGAACUUCGGGUUUUUCCAUUAAAGGAUGAAGAAAUAGAAACCUUACUAUGCCAAGAUCAAAUAACAAAUCAGACCGAAAGUUCAAGUGCAGCUUUCCACAACAAUUCUUUCUGUACUUCGUGUACUCCCUUCGGUUUGUCAAACAAUGGCCAUCCACUGCAAAAACAAUCUUCAGAAGAGCUGGAAGACUGUGCUAAUGUUUGCCUGGGAAUCAACAGUAUGAGAAAACACAGGUGACAGGGAGUAAUGUGGUUCACUAAGAAAGCCAGUUAAGGUGGAGAAAAGUGUAAGGUAAACUUUCUUGUUCACACCACAAAUAACAGCACAAUUCAAAUCCUGUAUGUCAGAAGCAUAUAAUAUAUUUUCUUUCUUGCUUUGUAACAGGCAGGAAUAAUCCCAAAGGCAACACUUUCUUCUUCCUGAACCACAAGAGAAACUAAUUAUUUCAACUUGGAAGUCUAAUAUUCCCAGUGUCGGGACUGGGUACAUCUAAAUUGCUGACACCAUUCACUGCUUUCUUUUGUUAUAGUACCACAUUCUUUAAUAUCCAUCCACUUUUUAUCCAAAUUUUCUUUGGUCUUGAAGGAUUAAGGGAACAAUUUCAACUGAACACAGAAAAACUACUUGAAAAGACAGCAAGGCGGAAGGGGAACUUAAAUAUUUUUUCAGCUGUGGGAAAUACCUGCCCUAUUUGAAAGGGUCAUCUGUAAUACUUGGAUAUUUGGGAACCUAAACCCUUAUAUUUAACUUUAAAUGUAUUACUUUCGCAGUUCCAGUCAAAGUUGUGGCAAGUUUCAUGCAGAAAUUCUCAAAGGCUAAUACAAAAAUACAUGAGAAUAUUUCAGUACUUCAUUUAUCUUUCAAAAUGUAGGCAGCUUUCAUUUCAGUCCCUUGGAGGAACCUAGUAGAGGGUGACGAAAGAGAAGUGAAAUAUCACUGGUGCAUCUUUUAAAUGUUAUUCUGGAUCACCAGGUGCUUGGAGACCUAACUCCUACAACAGCCAGUGUAUUCUAUAGAACUGUAUUAAAGAGAAAUACACUUGUUCCAGUUUCCAUGCAGUGCCUUACAAGGGUCUGGCAUGUGUGCAAAAGCAGGUUUACUAAUCAGAAAAGAAAUGAUUAUUAAUAAAGUUAACUAUCAGGAAAACAAUAACCCCCCUCCACUCCCUCCCUCCAGCUUUUCGUGGUGAUAUAUACUGGUUUUUAAAUGCCUGGUCAAUUCACUUUUAAAACAAAAGCAAGCUGUUUUAACAGAUAUUCUAGAUUACAGUGUUUAAACUCCACUGUCAAUUGAUGCUAACACAAGAUGAACCACAGAAGAAUUGAUUACACAGUGGUAUUUUUGUAGCAGAAUAAAUAAAUACCAAUUGAUACCAGCAGAACGUAGGGCUAAACGCUGUCAAUAAGAAGUUUUUCUGUGUAGAACAGUUGAAGGCAAUUAUCUAGGUGUCUCUGUCCUUGUGCAAAUUGUCCUUAGUGUGUCAUAUCCAGAACUAAAUUGGCACUGGACAGAUGACCCAGUUUCAGUGUCAACGUGUUGGUCAAAAUAACAGGAAAUAUACACUGGAUAUUAGGAAGAAAAGAUUCAGAAUAUUUAAGCACUACAACUUAUGGCAGAUUGUAGCUUAUUGCACAUUCCGAUUU